CUCCGGCUCGCGCUCGCUCUCCCCUCUCAGCUGCCCCGACGGAACAGCAGCCGCUGCCGCUGCGCUGUGAAUGGUGAAGUCCUCACCCCCCAUUGCAGCAGAGGGCGGAAUAAGGAGCUUUAGGUACGGAAGACGCAAACAGCGCCCAAACAGGAAAUUAAAGUGGUGGGAGCCCAGCCUGGAAAGGAAUAACAGCCAUUCAAGGCUUGCUGUGGGCAGAGGAACCUGCAGAACCUGUCUGAGCCUGCCAAAAAUCAUCGGUGUCGUGGUGACUGACCUGAACUGUUCAAUGGCUCUGUUGACUCUGCAUAGGAUCCCGUCUAUCCCUACCACUCCAGAUGAAAACCUCCAGAAACGAGGGAGACUUCAGAAAAGGGAGAGUUUUGCCCUCGUCAAAGGGGCCGCCCUACUGCUGGAGGAUGGCGAAAUGGGGAAUCGCCAUGAAAGUGCUUCUGAUGCCGAGACCUCUCCUGUGAAAGAAGGCAGCGAUGCGCCAGAUUCACAGCGCAGACAUCUGCAUGCCAUGUUUGAGCAGCUGAGACCAGAAGAUACCAUCAAACUGGCGGUGCAGUUGGAGUCCAUCAGCUUGGUCAGGGUCAGGUAUCUGAUCGUCGUCUCAACGCUGGGCAACAAACAGGAGAGCAUCCUGCUGGGCAUGGAUUUCCCCAGCUCAGACAGUGUUGCAUGCACCAUUGGACUGGUUCUGCCAAUAUGGAGCGACACACAAGUGUACCUAGACGGAGAUGGUGGUUUCAGUGUGACUUCAGCAGAGGAAACCAGAAUUUUUAAGCCGGUUUCCAUGCAGACCAUGUGGUCGGUGCUGCAGGUGCUGCACGGCUGCUGUGAGCGGGCGGUAAGGGCGGCGGUGAUCCCAGGCAGUGGGCUGGAGUGGGCCCAGCACUACAACCAGCAAAUUGAGUCGGAUCGCUUCUGCCUCAAUGAGUGGGAGGCCAUGAAUGACUUGGAGUCAGUCCGCAGGGACAGCGACGGACAGAGCUCAGCGGACAGAGUUUCCAAUGAAAGACUGAUCAAAGAACACCUGAGAGACAUCAUGAGGACUGAAGACCUUGACAACCUCACAUCCAAAAUGGUGCAUUCUGCCCUUGAGACCAGGAUAGGCUUUGACAUGAGACCCUACAAGGAGUAUAUUGACAAUGAGAUCCUGGUUACCAUGGCUCAGAUGGACAAGCCCUCCAAAAUAUUUGACUACUUAUACCUGGGUUCUGAGUGGAACGCAGCUAAUUCUGAGGAACUGCAGAAAAACAAUGUCGGCUACAUUCUGAAUGUGACCAGGGAGAUUGACAACUUUUUCCCAGAAUCCUUCACCUACAUGAACAUCAGAGUGUACGACGUGGAAGCCACCGACCUGCUGUCCCAUUGGCCAGACACGUAUAACUUCAUCAACACAGCAAGGAAAAGUGGCCAGGCGGUUCUGGUGCACUGUAAGAUGGGAGUGUCUCGAUCGGCGUCCACGGUCAUCGCUUACGCCAUGAAGCAGCAGCACUGGUCGCUGGACGUGGCGCUGGCGUUCGUGAGAGAUCGCAGAUCCAUCAUCAAGCCCAACGAGGGCUUCAUGAAGCAGCUGCAGACCUACAGCGGCAUCCUCAACGCAAGCCAGCAGCGUCACAGCGCACUCUGGAGGCGAAAGUCCCGAGAACAAAGACAGAAGUCAGCGGGGCAAAAGGAGGGAGGGCAGGGAGAGAAGCCAGAGGAAGAGGAGGAUGAGGAGGAGGAGGAGGAGGAUGACGACGACGACGACGACGACGAUGAUGAUGAUGAUGAGGGCGUUGAUGAUGUGGAGGCCGGUCCAGAAGAAAAGGACUCAGGCAGUGCUGAGGAGAAGAACGAUUCAGAUGAAGCCUGCGAGGUAACUGUGCCGUCAGACACUUCACAGCCGUCAGACGUUCCUGCGAGUGUUAACCGCAGUGGCAGGAUGAACCUGUUCUCCCUCAUGCAGUCCAUCAGCGAACUGGAUGACGUUGACAGAGGACACGAACAGCUGCUUGACAGUCCCAGGCGCUCUCCAAAGCAGCGGAGGCGUAGCCACGGGCGACGGGGACUCACCCACCAGAGAGCAUGCGUGGACGUUUCUCCUGAACCGCGGAGUCUGCCGGACGCCAGGCAGAGCAAACCCUAA
Molecule: messenger RNA, 2137 nt
Organism: Menidia menidia (Atlantic silverside)
Lineage: Eukaryota; Metazoa; Chordata; Actinopteri; Atheriniformes; Atherinopsidae
Source: the annotation of a GenBank genome assembly